Rhipicephalus microplus (southern cattle tick) is the source of this 1348-nucleotide messenger RNA. RefSeq names its product vesicle-associated membrane protein 8. Gene Ontology annotation, cellular component: membrane; SNARE complex. The record is from RefSeq and is a predicted model, not a curated record. Gene Ontology annotation, biological process: vesicle fusion; exocytosis. NCBI's taxonomy places the organism in Eukaryota, Metazoa, Arthropoda, Arachnida, Ixodida, Ixodidae. Gene Ontology annotation, molecular function: SNAP receptor activity; SNARE binding.
GCUAGCAGCGGCCGUAGCGAAACAUGCUAACGGGCCGUAGCACCUCACACGUGCGCAGAGACUAUAGAGUGCUCGUCGACGUUUAAGUAACCGUAGCCGAAGAAUGCAGACGCCUAUUGCUGAUAUCGCUUAGUUAUCAGCGUGAUGUGCCAGUUACGAGGCGGUGCGGGGCGUGUGUAUUAAGGUUGGUGGACGUAACGGCACGUUUCUAAAGCGAGUGAAAAGUGGACACAUGAUUGGUGCGAGUGCAUUUAAGGACAUCAGCGGCAGCGCAUUAAGUUAACAAAAAUGGUCAGUCUAAUCGAAUUCUGUGCUAUCGCACGGGAAACUACGGUACUUGUGAGUCAUCAAGAGACGGCUGCCGACUUCGAGUAUCUGCUUGCGGACGUCUUAAAAGAAAUCCCCCCACAUGCUGACUUCAAGACUACUCGGUCCCGCGGUGGGUACGUUUUCCACCUUCUGGUGGAACAAGGACUUAUCUACAUUUGCGCAACACCACCAGAAGCCAGCAUGCACCAGUCAUUCACCUGUCUCUUCUUGAUAAAGCAGCGUUUUUUGGAGGGAAGCUUGUCAUCACGGGCGUGGACUGCACAAGAACAUGAGCUUGACAGAGAUUUUAGCAGUGUCAUUGCUGCUAUUGUAAGCAACUGCAACAGUGGACGAACAGGUGAUCAGAUCUCGCACUUGCAUCGCCAAGUGGAGGAUGUGCGUGGAAUCAUGGCACAGAACAUCGAGCGAGUUGUUGAGCGAGGUGACAGACUUGACAGCCUCCUUGAGAAGACCCAGGACCUCGAGCAAGCGGGGACAGUAUUUCGAGCCACUGCUAAGAAAGUGAAUCGCCACAUGUGCCUUCGUAAUGCACGCAUGAUGAUUGUCAUUGGAAUUAUAGUAGCUGGUGUGAUCACCAUAAUAACAUUGUUUGCAACAGGCGUUAUCAAGACAUAAUUGCUCUUGCUUCUGUGUUUAAAACUACUUACAAAUAAGCCUAAUAUAUUGUGUUAAUUGAUUGAUGUCUCAGACUUGUGAAUAAGCAUGGUAAUUUUAACUGUGCAUUAACACAUAAUAAAUUUGUUUUCAAUCCACAUCACAUUUUGCAACACAAUGUCAGCACUACCAGGUGGGGUGCCAUGAUUUCCUGGCUGGCACAGAACCAAGCAUUGCAAGUGUUUUGCACAUCCCAUUUUCUAUUUGUGUUGGUUCUGUGAAUUCCAUUGGAGACUUUUCCUAUAGCAUGUGGUGUAUAUCGUCAUUUGACACUAGGGACCACUUAAGUUGUUUUUUUUUCAGUAUUAGCUGUGUCUUUAGUAAGUAGCAUUAUAAUAAAUGUAAAAAGGUUUUUUGCAGUUCA